UCUUUACUCCAGGUCUCUGCUUUCGAGGUCUGAACUUUCUUCACUGAUUACUGCAAGAAGCUCUCAUCAAACACAAUCCUCAUCUUAUUCCUGAAACUUGUCUCAACAAAUCACACAAUGUCUCAACAAAUCAGCCUCCCUGCCAAACUGAUUAAUGGUGGCAUUGCUGGCAUCGUUGGAGUCACUUGCGUGUUUCCCAUUGAUUUGGCCAAGACAAGACUCCAGAACCAGAGACCAGGCCAACAAGUCUACAAGAGCAUGAUUGACUGCCUCCUCAAAACAGUACGAUCUGAGGGAUAUUUUGGCAUGUAUAGAGGUGCUGCGGUUAAUCUUACACUCGUCACUCCUGAAAAGGCCAUCAAACUGGCUGCCAAUGACUUCUUCCGGUGCCACCUCUCCAAAGAUGGGAGAGGGCUGACUGUAUUUAGAGAGAUGUUGGCUGGAUGUGCUGCGGGCAUGUGCCAGGUUAUUGUCACUACUCCAAUGGAGAUGCUGAAAAUUCAACUUCAGGAUGCUGGGAGACUAGCCGCUCAGCAGAGAAAACCAGGCAUCAUUCCUCCCAAUAGACUGGUGACCACAAAUGCGGUGUUGAGUCGUUCCUACAAUGUGGUGCCGAGCAGCUCACCCAGGGCCGUAUCUGCCACCCAAAUCGCAAGAGAGUUACUGCACUCUCACGGCAUUCAGGGACUCUACAAAGGCCUUGGUGCAACUCUAUUGAGAGAUGUACCUUUCUCGAUCGUCUACUUCCCUCUCUUUGCAAAUUUGAACAAGUUGGGUAAGCCCUCCCCUGACGCGGCUGCACCAUUUUAUUGGUCAUUCAUCUCUGGAUGUGUUGCAGGCUCCACGGCUGCGGUUGCCGUUAAUCCAUGUGAUGUGGUUAAGACCAGGUUGCAGUCUCUGAGCAAAGGAGCAAACGAGGAAUCCUACAAUGGCAUAAUUGACUGUUUCAGCAAGAUCAUGAAGCGAGAAGGCCCGUCUGCUUUCCUGAAGGGAGCAGGCUGCAGGGCUCUAGUCAUCGCGCCACUGUUUGGUAUCGUGCAGGUCAUGUACUUCCUCGGUGUGGGAGAGUUUAUCAUGAGCCAGUCCUCACUAAAGCUAAUCUCUGACUGAACAGACCCCAGAACCGCUCAUAUUGUGGCAGCUACACAACCAACUGUACAUUUACAAGAAAAGAUAAACAUUAAUCAAGAUGGUAGAGCUGUCGAGAGAACGGCAACUUCUACUCUGGUUAGGUUCUUGUGAGAUUUUUCCAGCCUUACCACACAUCCUCUAUGGUCUACGGCUUAUUUGAUGGGCCGUGGCCAGAAUUUUGCACUUGUUGGUAAGGAUACAUCUGGAGGAAAGCGCUUAAGUUGUGCUUACACUUUCUAGAAGCAUAUAUGUGAAAGUUUCCCCUCAAUGAGGGGAGACUGGUGUCACUAAUGACACUGAUUUUAUGUUUUUCAUCUAUACAUCUACAAUUCUUUUUGUAUUAAGUCUGCUUUUUCCCUACUCAAAAUGCAUUGAUUUCUGUGUUUUUUCUGUUCUUGACAAUGUUUUCGGUGUUUAAACAAUUGGGUUACUUAAUAUUUUUGAAGCUUUCAGAUCUUGUAACUCUAAUAGUUUUAGGGAAUGUCAUUGACAUUGUGUUUCAUUUCAGUCUUUGAGCUAAAUUUUGGGGGAAGGUACAAAAGGUGCAUUCUAAAAUGCAGUAUGGAAUGACUACCUAAAACAUACACAACAUAUGAUGCAUAUUGUUUUUAUGCAAUAUUUUGACACUUUGAAGACGUGCAUUUAUUAUUUUUUUUUCAUUACUUGGACCAGCAUGUUACAACUGUAGCUUCCAGGGAUUCCUAGUCCCAAAGCAUAGGUCAUUAUUUUUUUUUUCAAUUAACAGACAAACAUGACAAACUUUUCACGAAGUUUGAGGGACCUGGCCUUGAGCAAAAGGCUGUAUAAGUGCUGUGAUUUUAGAAAACUGUAUUAAUAUCUACCUACAAUGACACCUCAGUGCAUCAUGGAUUAAUUUGUUUAAUGUAAUGGUCUAAUUCAACAUUACAAAAAUGAAUAAACAAAA
This is a messenger RNA of Carassius carassius (crucian carp), 2056 nucleotides long. Its product is annotated as mitochondrial glutamate carrier 1-like. The record is from RefSeq and is a predicted model, not a curated record. Lineage: Eukaryota; Metazoa; Chordata; Actinopteri; Cypriniformes; Cyprinidae. Gene Ontology annotation, molecular function: L-glutamate transmembrane transporter activity; L-aspartate transmembrane transporter activity. Gene Ontology annotation, biological process: malate-aspartate shuttle; aspartate transmembrane transport; L-glutamate transmembrane transport. The coding region runs from base 118 to 1110 and encodes 330 amino acids. The transcript has 9 exons.